Oncorhynchus masou masou (cherry salmon) is the source of this 1428-nucleotide messenger RNA. RefSeq lists its product as uncharacterized. NCBI's taxonomy places the organism in Eukaryota, Metazoa, Chordata, Actinopteri, Salmoniformes, Salmonidae. The coding region runs from base 454 to 1428 and encodes 324 amino acids. The transcript has 7 exons. Gene Ontology annotation, cellular component: MICOS complex; mitochondrion. The record is from RefSeq and is a predicted model, not a curated record. Gene Ontology annotation, biological process: inner mitochondrial membrane organization.
UGCUACGGAAGUGUUUCUGUGCGUGCGGCCCUGUAGCUCCCUGUCCCCGGUGUGCGACUUGACAAUUUUGGCUAAAAACAGGUGGAUGACAACAAUUUCCAUUGCAUGCAGUUAGGUAUCACUUUCGCUGAUUGUAAACAGAGAUGGGAGCGAACAAUAGCAGACGCCGCGUCUCCUUUGAGUCGGAUGAAAAUGACAACAUCACAGUUGUGAAGGGCAUAAGGCUCUCUGAGAAUGUCAUCAACCGAAUGAGGGAGCCCAUAGCUCCCCUUCUUCCCCCCUCCCUUCCACAGGUCCCACCCCCUGUUGCUGCUCCCUCCUCCCUCAUUCCAGUGCCUCCCCUCAGACCCCCCUUCGAUCUCAUCACCUCGCUUCCACCCAUAGAACCCAUCGCACUACCACUUCAACCUCCUGCACCUGUCACUGAAGUAGUGGCUCCACCUCCACCCCCCCAUGGAACAGGUAGCAGCUCCGACCAUCAUUGACAUGGUGAUCCCGCCUCCUACCUUAGCUGCUUUAAAGCCUGUGGCAUCCCCUCCACCACCUGCAUCUGUUGAGCAGCCCCCAGUGGAAGCUUUUGCUCCUCCUCCUGCCCCAGAACCAGUGGAAGUUGUUGGCCCCCCUCUUCCUCCUCCCACCCCAGAGCCAGAACCAGUGGCGGUAGCACCGCCAGCAGCACAUGCAGUUGAUGAAGAGGAGCUGAGGAAGAAGAUCACAGAGGAUCUGCAGAAAGGCCUGUUGAAGGAGAGGGUGAAGGCUGAGCAGGAGCUGCAAGCAUGGCUGGAGGAGGAGAAGGUCCAUGCUGCAUCCUUUGCUGAGGCUGAGGCCCAGGCCAGUGUGAAGGAUGAGGUGGGUCGUAUCCUGGAGCUGGAGAGAGCCACGACCCAUAAUUCCCUGACGCAGGCUGUCAUGAGGGAGAAGGUCAGUGCUGAGGACGAGAGGCUACGCACCCAGCUUUACAUGAUCAGUGAGGAAAAACCUGCGCUCUGGGUUAAGGUUCAAGAGACUGGAGCUGGGUGUCCCAAGAGACUGGAGCUGGGUGUCCCAAGAGACUGGAGCUGGGUGUCCCAAGAGACUGGAGCUGGGUGUCCCAAGAGACUGGAGCUGGGUGUCCCAAGAGACUGGAGCUGGGUGUCCCAAGAGACUGGAGCUGGGUGUCCCAAGAGACUGGAGCUGGGUGUCCCAAGACUGGACUGGGUGUCCCGAGAGCUGGGUGUCCCACGAGACUGGAGCUGGGUGUCCCCCAAGAGACUGGAGCUGGGUGUCCCACGAGACUGGAGCUGGGUGUCCCACGAGACUGGAGCUGGGUGUCCCAGAGACUGGAGCUGGGUGUCCCACGAGACUGGAGCUGGGUGUCCCACGAGACUGGAGCUGGGUGUCCCACGAGACUGGAGCUGGGUGUCCCACGAGACUGGAGCUGGGUGUUAA